CGGAAAAGUGUCACAGCCAUGUCAACCUGACUGGAUCGAAUCGGACUAGAAUUACCGAAAAUAACAUGACGAAAAUUUCCAGUUUUACCUUGGGUGAAUUGGUAUAAUGAUAGUAGACGCGUAUUUAGAAGAACAGACGCGUUUGAGAGUUAAAAAGAAAGAAAAUGGCUUAGAGAAACCUACUGAGGAUGACGAUUUGCAAAUAAAUGAUGAUCCAAGAAGAUUUCCUGGAGAGACUAGGAAAGAUGCUGACUCUAGGACAGGCAAAGCUAAAGUUCUACUGUGCAUUAAUGAUGUUCCCAAUCACUUGAAAUUUAACCCGCAUAUUUUGUCUGGGUAUCGUCCAUUGCAGUCUCCUUUGGGCUGCAUUGGGAGCGUUUUCCAAUGGCACAAUGAAACCAUCAACAUAGUGACCCAUGCUAUUCCAAUAUUCUACAUCCUUUUCACUGUUCCUGACGUGCUUCCUUGGCAUUCGCAAGAACUUACUUUCUUAGCUUGGUGCCAUAUAGCAGGAAUUCUCUGCCCCUGGUUGGGCAGCUUUGUUUACCACAUGUUUAUGAACUUACAUUAUGGUCCCAUGGCUUAUUAUAUUCUCCUUCAGGUUGAUAUGUUGGGGAUUUGGACCAGUCAGAGUAUAGGUGCUCUUCCAUUAGUUUUUGCUUCCACAAAAUGCGUUCCACAUCUAAUACGAUGGUCAAUAAUAAUGUUCUAUUGUUUGUUGAGUGUUUGGGGCUUAUACAAGGCAAUGAUAGCGUGGUCUCCAUGGGACAGACGGCUCUGUUUUCUGCUUCCAUUCCUGACUAGAAUCGGAUUAUGGUGUUUGAGAUUGACAAAAAUUGGCGGUGGUGAUCCAGCUGCGUUCCUGCACGUGAUUUUACAGGAUGCAGUGUCGAUUGUUGGCGGUUGCAUCGGAGCGAUUCACGUUCCUGAGAAAUGGUUUCCAGGACAAGUGGACUUCGUGCUGAAUUCGCACAACAUUAUGCACGUAUUAGUCGUUGCUGCAGUGUGGAGCAUGCAUCGAGCCACAGCCCUAGAUUUACACUGGAUGGCUAAGAAUAACUGUUAUUGAUCCAAAUGUUACAAUUAUGCCAUUGUUUUCCAGAUUUAAAGUAGUUCUACGGUAUUAAUACAUUUUGCUUCGCCGAAAAAAACUAAUCAUGUAAGGAUUAGUGCCGAUCGGUUUAAACUAAAUUCCAAAUAGCGCUAUUUUACAGCUAUGUAAAGCACGCAAAUAGGUUCUAUUUAGAAAUGGUAAACUUCCAAGGGUUGAUGAUGGUAAAACAAGUUCAGUGUCUUUUGCUAUUAAAACAUAAUUUGUACGUAUAGGCAUUUAACCACGAGGAUAACAAAAAAUGUUUAACCGCGCACGGCGUUAAAGUUCAUAAAUACUAAAAUAAAAUAGAUUUAUGAAAUUCAAACGUACCAUUGAAACAAAGAAAUUCGAAAUUUUAAGCAAAACAUUUUUAAAUUUUCAAUUAUGAAAUGUAAAAUGCUAUAAAAUAAUCAAAUUUCGAACGACAUAACAGUUAUCAAGUAAUUUGUAAGGAAAAGAAUCUUUGAACUGCUUCAAAGCUGAAGAUGCUGACGUUAAAGACACUGAUCAAGUAUUUCCUGUAAUCUUUCUUUCAACGAAUAUUUAAAAAAUCAGCAUCUCAAAAUGAUUUUCUAAUAGUGUUUGUUGAGUUUUAUGAAAUUUAUGACAUCUUAAAAAAUACUAAACUUAACUAAAAAAUUGUGAAAACAGAAUCUGAUUUUUAAAUUAUUAUAUUUAAACGUCGUCUCCAAAAAUCGGGUAGACUCCUUUCGUACUUCCACCAAUUUAGCUUUAAUGAUGUUAGAAGUGAUAUGACAAACUACAAUUUAUGGUGGUACAAAGCUUAAAGUUUUAGAGUGAUUACGCCUCCCUGCCGUUAUACGCUAGUGUUAAUUUUUUAAUUUAUAUAGCUGACCAGUUAAUUGUUGCUAAUUACUCAAAUAUAGGACUCUAGCUAGAUUUAUUGAAGCCGCAGCUAUUUAUAGUAGGUUAAUCAUAGUAGAGAGCAACACCAUUAUUGUUAGAUUUGUUAGUAACACAUUUACAUUCAAGUAGGCUUUAAGAUAUUUGAACCUUUACAAAUUUUAUUGAUUACUCGUUAUAAAUAUAUUUACAUAUCGUAAAUGGUAAA
Dendroctonus ponderosae (mountain pine beetle) is the source of this 2165-nucleotide messenger RNA. RefSeq names its product progestin and adipoQ receptor family member 4. Gene Ontology annotation, molecular function: signaling receptor activity. The record is from RefSeq and is a predicted model, not a curated record. The transcript has 5 exons. The coding region runs from base 107 to 1069 and encodes 320 amino acids. NCBI's taxonomy places the organism in Eukaryota, Metazoa, Arthropoda, Insecta, Coleoptera, Curculionidae. Gene Ontology annotation, cellular component: membrane.